Molecule: messenger RNA, 4572 nt
Organism: Capra hircus (goat)
Lineage: Eukaryota; Metazoa; Chordata; Mammalia; Artiodactyla; Bovidae
Gene: SLC10A6
Product: solute carrier family 10 member 6
Exons: 8
Coding region: 510-1649 (379 amino acids)
Biological process (GO): bile acid and bile salt transport
Cellular component (GO): membrane
Molecular function (GO): bile acid:sodium symporter activity
Source: RefSeq, a predicted model, not a curated record
GAAAUUGCAUUUGGUAGCUGUGUACACCUCAAAAAAUGCAAAACCAUUAAGGAUGGUCUGCUCCCUUCAGCAGAAUAGUUAGCCUUUCUCUCUGCAAAACGUUGCAUCUUGGCUCUUGGAAAUCCCCACUGAAUCUGGAGAAAUUAUGUCUUGUCAACCAGCCUCCUUUCCUGGAACCCAACAUGAUUGCUGAUGGUGCACCAGUUGCUCCACUUGACAGUAAGUUUGCUCGUCUCAUUUCACUUGAAUGUUCACCGGUAAAUAUCAGUAGAUGUGGAAAGCUUUCCUUACCACAAUUUAUUAUGUUUCCUGGCCAUGAUAAUUACUGGUAUAAUACCACUUGUGAAUAAGUUGACCAAUUCAGGAUGAAUCACCUGGCUGGCCCUUGGCCCCUGGAAUGAUCUUCCACGUGUGACUUGGUGGCAUUAUUACAAAAUACAGCAGGAUAGACCUGCCCAGCCAUUACAGCAGGACGUUCAUUUGUGAUGCUGCCUUAAGGAGAUAAGGAGAUGAGAGCAAAUUGUUCCAGCAGCUCGGCCUGCCCGGCCAACAGUUCGGUGGAGGAGCUGCCAGAGGGGGUGAAGGCCUACGGGAACCUGGAACUCGUAUUCACAGUGGUGUCGGCCCUGAUGAUUGGCCUACUGAUGUUCUCUUUGGGAUGCUCUGUGGAGGUCCGGAAGCUCUGGGGACACAUCAGGAGACCCUGGGGCAUCGCUGUGGGACUGCUCUGCCAGUUUGGGCUCAUGCCUCUCAUCGCCUACCUCCUGAUCAUCAGCUUCUCUCUGAAGCCGCUCCAAGCUAUAGCUGUCCUCAUCAUGGGGUGUUGCCCAGGGGGAACCGUCUCAAACAUUUUCACCUUCUGGGUGGAUGGAGAUAUGGAUCUCAGCAUCAGUAUGACAACCUGUUCCACAGUGGCUGCCCUGGGAAUGAUGCCACUCUGCCUUUAUCUCUACACCUUGUCCUGGAACCUCGAGCAGAAUCUCACGAUUCCGUAUCAGAACAUAGGAAUCACUCUUGUGUGCCUGAUCAUUCCUGUGGCCUUGGGUAUCUAUGUGAAUUAUAGGUGGCCAAAACAAUCCAAAAUUAUUCUUAAGAUUGGGGCCAUUGCUGGUGGACUCCUCUUUUUGGUCGUCACAGUGGCUGGUGUGGCGCUGAUAAAAGAAUUUUGGAGUACAGACAUCAUUCUUCUGACGAUCAGUUUCAUCUUUCCUUUGAUUGGCCAUGUCACAGGCUUUCUCCUGGCACUUCUUACCCACCAAUCUUGGCAGAGGUGCAGGACAAUUUCCUUAGAAACUGGAACUCAGAAUGUUCAGAUGUGCUUAACCAUGCUGCAGUUAUCCUUCACUGCAGAGCAACUGGCCCAGAUAUUUAACUUCACAUUGGCCUAUGGACUUUUCCAGAUGCUGGAUGGGUUUCUCAUGGUUGCUGCAUAUAAGAUGUACAAGAGGAGAUUGAAGAACAAACAUGGAAACGAGAAGCCAGGUUGUCAAGAAGCCCGCCAUAGGAAGAAAUCCACUUCUUCCAAAGAGACCACUGCUUUCUUGGAGAUGAAUGAAGAAGCCACUCUAAGUCCUGGGCCAUCAGGACCCAUGGAUCUCCAUGGGGCUCCGACGCCAACUGGUGACAUCUCACAUGCCAAUGAAGAGUGAUUCCCACCGUUACAUGAAGUCGUCAAGCUGUGAAUUUUAAUCUCACAAGAGUUAAGCCUCUGGGUAGAGAUGUCACCUCACACUGCAGGGCAAGUACAGAGUCUGGACCCACUUGACUUCUUGACUUUGGGCAAGUGCUUUGGGAUAGUGGGGAGAAAGCAUACAGCUCUUAUAAAAAUGGGGUUUUUCUCAAAUGCUGAUUGUUUUUUAAGGGCUUGAAAAUCCUCUUAGAUUUAUAGAUGUAAUGAGGGAUUACAUUACAUUCCCUAGAGGGAAUCUAAUGAACCCUUGAGGGUAAUAUUUUUACUCCCUAGAGAUAGCCACAUGUUUAUUCUUCUAAUAUAUAGAUUUAUGAGAUAUAUAAUUUAAAAAGUGCAUUCCAUGUAUACUGUUUCAUAAAUCACUAAAUGAUUAAUCACUGACUAAAUGGACAUGAGUUUGAGCAAACUCCAGGAGAUGGUGAAGGACAGGGGAGCCUGGGGUGCUGCGGUCCAUGGGAUUGCAGAGUUGGACAUGACUUAGCGACUGAACAGCAAAAACCAACACUAUAUUACAGAGCAUCUUUACAUGUCAGUCUGUGUUGACCUACCUCAUUCUUUAGAACAGUAGCUUCAUAGAAGUAUUCUAGUGUAUGGAAGGAUUGUAAUUUAUUUCACCAAUUCUUAUUCAAGGACAUUUAGAUAGCUUUCAACUUCUUGGUAUUACAGUGCUAUUACAAACACCUGUGUCUCCAUGCCAGUAUUUCUGUAAGAUCAUUUUCUAGACUUGAAUUGCCAGGCUGAUUGCACAUUAAAAUGCUGGGCAGAGAGCUCUCUGGCAACAUUGUACCAGCAGUGCCUGAGUUUGUCUGGUUUCCCACAGCCACAUUCAUCUUAAGAAUGAUCGCUCUGCUUUGUGAAAAUAUCUUAUUUAAAAUUGCAUUGUUAAAAUUGAGUGAAGCAGAGUAUUUUUCAUGAGUGCGUGUUCAUGUCCUUUGCCUGCUUUUCUAUUUAUUUUUUCCUUUUUGAUUGAUAAAUUUUAACACAUGGUGGACAAUGACUCUUUGCCCUAUGUUUUGUCAAUAUUUUACCCCUCUUUUGUCUCUUAGUUUUGUAUAAUGUCUUUUGCUGUAUGGAAGUUUCAUAUGUUCAGCUUUACUAGUCUUUCAAAAUUGUUUUUUGACCUCAAUAUCUAUCAAAUGUUAGAAUAUUUAUAUCUUUGUGUGGAUCAUGAAUUGUAAAAGGAUCCCUUUUUCAUGAAUGUAUGUGGCCCCUUUUCAGGGAGUUUUUUUUGGGGUCAACAUAUUUACUAGCUGCCGUGUAUACUGUCUGGCAGUAGAUAAAACCCAUCCUUCUCCUCUAACAUUAUUAAAACUAUUUCCUAUAUUUUGUAUUACUUUUAUUGACUAAAUAUGUACAUAUUUAUUCUAUUUUUUCUAUGCUAUGUUAAAAAUCUAAUUGUCUUAAUAUACUGAAUCAGUCUUUUCUCUACUGAUAUGAAAUGCCACUUGUAUAACUUUCUAUUACUGUGUUUUAUUGGGAUCUGUUUGGCUCCAUUUUAAAAUUAUUUGUAAAUUGUGAAAUGUGUAAAAACAUAUUGUCUGAGAUUAGUGCUUUACAAUUUUAUUUUGUAACUAUACCCAAGAACUUAUAGGUUAUAUAUAUAAUGUCAAUGGUUAUUAUGAUAUUUUCCCAAUUAAGGACAUCUUCAUAGUAAUACAGAAAGAGACAUAUUAGGUAUCACAAGUAUAUUUAUAUGGAAAGGACGUACACACAGGUGUGACAUGAUUGUUAAUUCUCAACUGCCGCAGUUAACAUAGCAGAAUUGGAUGUUCAGAGAUCCCCAGUUCCAAAAUGAGCAUUACCAUGAGUUUGAAAAGAUCCAAAAGAAAGGGAUUAAAUCAUUUGUCUACAUAGGCACCUAACAGAAAAUGGUAAAUUCCCAUGUUCCAUUCUCCAAGUAGUAACUGCACGAUCAGUGUUUACCACCAUUAGGACAGGUCUGGAGACAAGUACAUCAAAAGCCAUCCUUUAAGACAGAAACAACAGAAAUCAAUGUAAGGGUUUGAAAGUAGUCACACUGGAUGAUUGCCAUCUCCAGAGAUGGUAUGUAAACACAUUAUUGAGAGGAAACAGAAAUAGUCAAGUUGAGACUUCCCUGGUGGUCCAGCGGCUAAGACUGUGCUCCCAAUGCAGGAGGCUUGGGGGUUUGAUCCCUGGUCGGGGAACUAUAUUCCACAUGCUGCAGCUAAGAGCUUGUACGUGGCGACUGAAAGAUCCUGCAUGCUGCAACUAAGACCCAACACAGCCAAAUAAAUAAAAUAAAUAUGGAAAAAAAAAGUUGUCCAAGAGGUCAGGCAUUAUCUUUAAAAAGAAUGUAACUAAACAAAAGCUCUAACUGAAUAAAUUGUAUUCCAACUGAUCUAAAUAAUCACGUGUUCAUAAAAGCAGGGCCCCUAUGAAGUUCAGAAGUGGGGAGUGCAGAGAAAUGUUAAGCAGAAUGAGUCAGCUCUGUGUCUGGAAAAGACCCAGGUGGGCAGCUGAGACAGCAGAGUGUAGUGGGAAGAACCUGGGCUUUACCAGGGCUAUUUAUUGUAACACACUUAAAGAGCUAGAACAGGUUGUUGUCAGGCAGUCCUAGAAUUGAAUCCCAGCUGUUAUUUGGACAAUCUUGAGCAAGGUUCAGUCUCCUUUCUUAAAAAGGAUGUUAUCCUACCCACCAGUGGGUUGGAAUCACCCCUGGGACUGCCUGGGCUUUGCAGUGGGCUGCCCUGAGACCCUGACCAGUCUACCAGUGGGUUGGCCCUGGCUGACCUCCUUUGGCUGUGCAGUCAACUACACUGGGACCCAAUGGUACCAACCAGUGGGCCUAAAGCCACUGCACUAGGCAGGGCCUGGCAGGAACAGGGCCAGGACUAGCCUUGCCCAACAAUGUGUCCAGUGCA